CGCAUACACCCAUACAUAGGCGACCACUCUUACACUGAGAGAAAGGCGACAUCUCGAACAACAGCAAAUMAAAUAUGUAAUUCCAGAAAUCAGAAUCAUAUCAGGAGUUUAUCUGGCAUAAAGACGUCUGGCUGAGGGUUAACUUCGCGCGCAUUAGUAAUGCAUGAGUAGUGGGAGGGGGCUGACCGCGCACGAUGCCCCCCAAUAGACUCUCGAGACAUUGUCAUGGAAAGAGACCACCGCCUCGUUAUUGUCUCGCGGACUGCCAAGUUUAUUAUAAACACUGCGCGAGCUGGCCGGUGCGCUGUCAUACUGAGUGCAAGGCGAGGUGGUCCGGAAGGGAGCGAGAGCGAAACUGACGUGGAUGGAAGAGAAAGAUACUGAUACUGAGAGAGAAAAGAAAGAGAUUUCAGGAAUAUUACUUUCAAGGAAGAGAGAGAGACGUGAAGAAAGACAUAUAUAUGGUAAAAUAACAUCCUGCUUUGACUGAAAACAAGAAAAMCACAUUGAGAGCGGGACUGAACUCGGGGACCUAAAGCUGGUCGUUGGAGAAAUUUGAAAAACGGAAUUCAUUCUGUGGUGUUUUUUUUUAUAGCUUUAACCGUUUUAAUUCCUCUCGAAUCCCGAGAAGUACAUUUCAUCCAGCGCUCGCCCCAGAGUUGUCGUCCUCGCGCCUCCAUGUAUAAAAUGGAUUACUCCUACCUGAACUCAUAUGACUCGUGCAUGGCGGCCAUGGAGGCAUCGGCCUACGCGGACUUCAGCUCGUGCAGUCAGGCCAGCUCGUUCCAGUACAACCCGAUCCGGACCGGGUUCGGUGCCAACCCGGGAUGCGCACCCCUGAGCACCGCUAGCUGCACCCUGGGGUCCCUUCGGGAGCACCAGCCCACACCCUACUCCACAGUUCCAUAUAAGUUCUUCUCGGACCCAUCCGGUUUAAACGAGAAGCGGAAACAGCGGCGCAUAAGGACCACCUUCACGAGCUCACAGCUGAAGGAGCUGGAGCGCGUGUUCGCGGAGACCCACUACCCCGACAUCUACACGCGCGAGGAGCUUGCGCUCAAGAUCGACCUUACUGAGGCGCGGGUGCAGGUGUGGUUCCAGAACCGRCGGGCUAAGUUCCGUAAGGUGGAGCGUGCAGCCAACUCUAAGUCCAGUAAUGGGACCGGGGGCCCAGGAGGGAAUAAUGGCAAUGCUGGGGGGAAAAAGGGCGAGCCCAGAUCUUCCUCAGAUGAUGACGAAUCAAAAGAGUCCACCUGCAGUCCCACCCCUGACAGCACUGCCUCGCUGCCCGGCUCAGCCAAUGGGAACAUGGGUAGCCCUGCCAGCCUCAGCCCCAGCCCCGCCCCUGCUAAUGGUGGCUACGCCAACACCUCCAGCUCCCCCGUUCUGCAGGGGCUCAAACCCCCUGGCUGGCCCAGCCUAGGCCCCGCCCACCCAGGAAUGGCCCAACCCGCAGCCCAGACUCCAGAGCUGCUGAAGACGUGGCAGCCGGCAGACAGUAUGACAGGGCCUUUCGCUGGCGUGCUCUCCUCCUUCCACCGGAAACCCAAUGCUCUCAAGACUAACCUGUACUAGAGACAAGGAGCAGAGAUCUCUAGUAUAACUACUGUAUAUCUAUACAGACUAACCUGUACUAGAGACAAGGAGCAGAGAUCUCUAGUA
This is a messenger RNA of Salvelinus sp. IW2-2015, 1662 nucleotides long. It is a transcript of the gene phox2a, whose product is annotated as paired like homeobox 2A. Gene Ontology annotation, biological process: regulation of transcription by RNA polymerase II. Lineage: Eukaryota; Metazoa; Chordata; Actinopteri; Salmoniformes; Salmonidae. The record is from RefSeq and is a predicted model, not a curated record. Gene Ontology annotation, molecular function: RNA polymerase II transcription regulatory region sequence-specific DNA binding; DNA-binding transcription factor activity, RNA polymerase II-specific.